Messenger RNA from Tigriopus californicus, 574 nucleotides. RefSeq lists its product as uncharacterized. Gene Ontology annotation, molecular function: neuropeptide binding; neuropeptide receptor activity. Gene Ontology annotation, biological process: G protein-coupled receptor signaling pathway. Gene Ontology annotation, cellular component: plasma membrane; neuron projection. NCBI's taxonomy places the organism in Eukaryota, Metazoa, Arthropoda, Copepoda, Harpacticoida, Harpacticidae. The record is from RefSeq and is a predicted model, not a curated record.
GCGUUCGCCAUGAGCUCGGCCGUGGCCAAUCCAAUUCUCUACGGCUGGUUGAACACCAACUUACGUCACUUUUUCCUCGCUCUUCUCCCAGACGUAAUCAACGAGCGAAAUGAAGACGAGGGGUCCACGCCCGACCUUCAAGGACCGAGACACUCGAAAAUAAGUCGAAUCCACUCGAUGAGUUCUCGGAUGAGUCGUAUGCUCCAAAGACGACAUCGACGGAAGUUGGAUGGCGAGUUGACCGAAUGUAUUGGCGGACGAGAUCGACGUGACACUCAAGAUUGCGUUGUUCGCCUUACGCCCACCACCAUGAUGGUUGGGAUGGACGAGAACGGGUCCCUUUUGAAUGAAGAGGACUCCAACAGCGUUAAAAGCUCGGUCAAAUCGAUCAAAAAUGCCAACACGAUUGGUCAAGGGCCAUUGUAAAAAAAGAGUGUUCCCACGGGACCCCAGUAUUUCGUGUCAAUCUACAAAGAGUCUUUCUGUACCUACGUAUAGUAUCUGUUCCCUCUGCCAUGGGGGAAUUUGUCAUUUAUCACUGUGACUGGCGUUGAACUACAACAUUCUCCAUGUA